Arvicola amphibius (Eurasian water vole) is the source of this 447-nucleotide messenger RNA. RefSeq names its product HIG1 hypoxia inducible domain family member 1B (gene Higd1b). Lineage: Eukaryota; Metazoa; Chordata; Mammalia; Rodentia; Cricetidae. The transcript has 4 exons. The record is from RefSeq and is a predicted model, not a curated record. Gene Ontology annotation, cellular component: mitochondrion. Gene Ontology annotation, biological process: mitochondrial respirasome assembly. Bases 151 to 447 code for a protein of 98 amino acids.
CUAAGGACAUGAGGAAAGUAGCCGCCAGCGGCCCAGACACCUGAGAGAGAACACCCGAGGGGGCAGCUUCUCAAGUGCAGGUUGUGCUGGGCUGGGCAUGGGCUGGGCAGAAGCCUAGGCUCACAGCCGCUACCAUCUGGACCUGGGAUCAUGUCUGCUAACAAGGGCUGGUGGGUGCCACCUGAGGGUGAGGACAACCUGUCUGGGAAGUUCUUAAGGAAGACCAGGGAGUCUCCACUGGUGCCUAUAGGUGUAGGAGGCUGCCUGGUGGUAGCCGCAUACAGGAUUUACCGGCUGAAGGCUCGAGGUCCCACCAAGUUGUCCAUACAUCUGAUUCACACCCGAGUGGCAGCACAGGCAUGUGCUGUGGGUGCGAUCAUGCUUGGUGCCAUGUACACGAUGUACAGAGAUUACGUCAAGAGGGCGUCAGAGGACGCUGAGAAGUAG